GCCGCGCUGAGGGAUGCAGAUCUCUCGCGACCAGCUCCAGCAGCUGAUCCAGCUGAGCGUGCAGCACCCGCCGGCGCAGAAGCAGGCCAUGCUGCAGGCGCUCGUCGACGCGGUGGAGGGCGGAGGCUCCGCCUUUGCUGCGCUCGCAGGCACGCCGCUGCAGCCGCUCGCCUCUGCGCUGAGGGUGCAGGCAGGCUGCCUCGUCGUCCCCGACGCGGCCUUCACGCAGGAGGGCCUGCGGAGCUGCCUGGUGGACGCGGCGGCAGGGGUUGCCGCCGAGGAGGACCCGCUGCCUCUCGCCGACGCCACUGAAGCGCUGCUCGUGGAGCAGAGCGCGCCGAUGGAGGCGAUGCAGCUGCGGCACGCGCUCGAGAUGCUGCUGACCGUGGGCGAGGGGACCCAGAUCAGCGCGGUGGUCCACAUGCUCCUCCAGCUCGCCCAGCUCGACGGGCCGCUGCGGAUGCACGGCGGGCCUCCGAGCUACGGCGACCUAAAUAACUUCCACCAGCACCUCAACGUGCUCUCGAACCAGCUCAACGUGCUGCACGAGCAGUCGGGUCUCGGCGGCUACCUGCAGAGCCCCUUCUUCUCGCGCUCAAAGUUUGAGCUCUUUGCGUUGCAGCACGUGCAGCUCAUGGUGUGGCUGCAGCGGGUCCAGCAGGGGGCGGCGCAGGCCGCUGGGAAGGCCGGGCCCGACCUGCAGCAGUUCCUGCUCCAGAUUGCGCACGCCGCACGCGUGCUCUUCUUCCAGCCGCUGCUGCUGCACGCGGCGCAGGUGGCGCAGUACGUGCGCAGCGUCGGCGCCGUCGGCAGCGUGGAGCCGGCCGACUCGAUGCAGCAGGCGAUGCAGUACCCGAGCGACAGCGCGUCGGACGCCGAGCGGGUGGAGUGGCUGCACCUCAACCUGCUGAUCCAGUUCCAGUCGCUUUACCGCGACGUCCUCUGCAACGCGGCCGUCUUUGAGCUGCACUACUCGAACGCGGAGGCGGGCCUCUUCCAGGCCUUUUCGCGGCUCGAGGAGAUCUACACGCACCUCAUCGGCCGGUUUCCCGCGUCGUGCCCGCUCAGCGAGCAAGAGCAGGGCGUGCUCACGCAGCUGUGCCAAAAGGUCGUCAAGUACUUCCAGGAUGGCAAACAGAUCAAGGCG
Emiliania huxleyi CCMP1516 is the source of this 1147-nucleotide messenger RNA. RefSeq lists its product as hypothetical. The record is from RefSeq and is a predicted model, not a curated record. The transcript is spliced from 6 exons. The annotation marks the transcript as partial. Lineage: Eukaryota; Haptophyta; Isochrysidales; Noelaerhabdaceae.